CUUAUAAGUGAGUAAGUUUGGCUCAUAGCCUCCUUAAUAACUGUCAAGUCAACAUAACUCUAUUACACCACUAAAUACAAACAGCUCUCUGAGGGUCGUAUAAGAAUGAAGUAUGAGUAUAUACCGCUCGACCCAGCGUCGCAGGACAUUCGCUUGGUCACUAUACUCCCUGGGAAAUUCGACGACCCUAUCCAGAUCAAAAUCACUCACGCCCCUCUCAUCCCGCCCAACGAAGAUGAUAAACCAAAGCGGAUGUCGCUGGCCUCCCUACGGAGAACUCUUCCUCAGAGCUGGAAUGCCCGCGAGACCUUGGAGGGCCGCAUUAUCUUUCGGAAUUACGAGGGGUGGUGUUCUUCCUGGGACCAUCCGGAUCCUGAUUUCCCGCGAGACAGGUAUGAACUUCACGGAGACGGGAAACCGAGCGUCAAGUUCGAGGCGCUGUCGUAUACUUGGGGUUCUCCCAAGGUUAAGGAGAAAGCAGUAGUCCGGGGCGAGGAGGAAGCGAGAGGGUUGAAAGCGUUGAGGACGCAGCGUCUGCCUAUUCAGGCGAACCUCCAGGAGGCGAUACGCCACCUCCGGUACGAAGAUAGGGGCCGGGUCAUGUGGAUCGAUGCUCUUUGUAUCAACCAGGACGACCUAGACGAGCGCAGCGAGCAGGUCAAGCGUAUGGGGUUGAUAUAUACGCUCGCUCAUAGGGUCGUGGCAUGGUUAGGCCCCGGCUCUCCAAACAGCGAUGUUGCAUUUUCCAAGCUGGCAUACCUCGGGCGGCAAAUCGAGCACAACAAAGACGGCACGAUGGUCUCGGCACCCGGCUGCACGGAAGACAAGUGGUUCUCGAGCAAGAAGGCGCUGCCCUGGGACGCCGCCACAUGGGACGCCAUCUCCGAGACCUGCUCGCGGGACUGGUUCGCACGUCUCUGGAUCGUGCAGGAGAUCCAUCUCGGCAACGCCGACUCGGUCCUAAGAUGCGGGCGCAGCGAGAUCCCAUGGGCCUUUUUCCGCCGGGCCGUCAUCUGCAUCCACGCCAAGGACGUCGGCGUCCCCGAGGCGCUCUGGUACAAGACGCAGCAGAUCAAAUUCCUGUGCGAGCAUCUCGCGUCCAUGCCGUUCACGGACGUGCUCAAGAACCACCACAUGCGCCUGUGUCUGAACGCGCGCGACAGGAUCUACGGGCUGCUGAGCCUGGCGCCGCCGGAAAUCACCAGGUAUAUUACCCCGGACUACAAGAAGUCGCCGCUCGAGGUGUUUAGGGGCGUCUUUUUGGCGUUUGUGAAGCACGAAAAGCGCGUUUCGCUGCUUCCGUAUGCGAGACGGAGGGACGCGGCUACGACUGCGAUGGCAACGACGACGACGACGACGCCGGAGUGGCCGACCUGGUUGCCGGAUUGGUCGCGUUACUUGCACAUCACGACGGCUCACCACGUCGGGUUCUGCGCCAGCGGGAUCUCGGCCUCGCGCGCGAAAUACGUCGAUCCCGGGCGUCUCGAGGUAUCAGCGUUGUACUUCGCCAGCGUGUCGUGCGUCGGCGCGAAAAUCAGCACGGAGAAUUUCGCAGAUUUCCGCACGACGUGCCGGCGUAUCGGCCUCGAUCGUUUAAAGGGGGCGCCGUAUCCGUCCCGCGGGACGUACCGCGACGCGUGGCUGGAGACGCUGGCGCUGGGCAGAGUCGAGGAUCGAUGCUAUGGUAUUGGAUAUCCCAGCCUAGCCGGCCUGGCGGCGAUGGUAGCUGCGCCGGAGGGCAGCGAGGCGGACGAGGAGAAGGCGCUGUCGGAUGGGUGGAAGAUAUGGACUACGGGGCGGAUUAAUGGGUGUUAUCUUUUCAGUACGCAGAAUGGGUAUGUGGGUAUGAUAAAUGGAGAGCUGCAGCAGGGUGAUGAGGUCUUUGUGGUUCUUGGGUGCAAUGUGCCUAUGCUUCUGAGACCGACGGCGAGUGGUGAAUAUGAGGUCGUUGGAGACUGCUACGUACACGGCAUCAUGGACGGCGAAGCCCUCUUCGGCUCGAUCCCCCCACCCUGGACAGCACAGAUAGGACCCGGCGAAGACAACCGUGUCCGAGUCAUGUAUUACAACGAGAAAACCGGAGACAUAUACAGAGAUCACCAGCGGCUACAGGAGGUCCCGGUGCCGACGGGCUGGGAAGAGAUCACCGAAUGGGAGAAGUCCCAAGCUGACCCUCUGUAUUGUAAGAGAUUUUAUAAUAAGGAGACGGGCGAGGUGAUCAACUCGGACCCGAGACUCUUUCCGGAAGCGUUUAGGGAGCGUGGGGUCCCUGUUGAGACUAUUACGCUUGUUUGAUAUCCUCGGUCUAUUUGAUGCAAACAAUUAAUAAUACCUCUUACCAAUUUCGCCGCCGAGACCCCUAUUCACCUUGCCUAUCACCGAAAAACAACUGGCUUAGUAACUAUUGUCAUCCACGGCUCUCCAUUGCAUGUACUGCUAGUGUUCUAUAUAAAGAGAGACAGGUAGAAAUUAUCUCGAUCUGAAAAUAUGUUCACGCUAGGU
Molecule: messenger RNA, 2502 nt
Organism: Daldinia decipiens
Lineage: Eukaryota; Fungi; Ascomycota; Sordariomycetes; Xylariales; Hypoxylaceae
Product: HET-domain-containing protein
Exons: 4
Coding region: 106-2295 (729 amino acids)
Molecular function (GO): protein binding
Source: RefSeq, a predicted model, not a curated record